Molecule: messenger RNA, 1722 nt
Organism: Salarias fasciatus (jewelled blenny)
Lineage: Eukaryota; Metazoa; Chordata; Actinopteri; Blenniiformes; Blenniidae
Gene: rae1
Product: ribonucleic acid export 1
Exons: 13
Coding region: 125-1231 (368 amino acids)
Molecular function (GO): protein binding
Source: RefSeq, a predicted model, not a curated record
CGCGACGCCCGCACUUCGCGCAUCAAGCGCCACACUUGCCCAGUUUUCGGCUCUCUGGCGUUUGGAGCCCCAAACAACCUUCAAGCGACGCUUCGGUGGACAUCAGGAAUACACUUGAUGCACCAUGAGUUUGUUUGGAGCAAACUCUGGGUUUGGCGCAGGAGGCACAGGAGUGUUUGGAAGCACGACGACAGACAGCCAUAAUCCCAUGAAGGAUGUUGAAGUGACCUCGCCUCCUGAUGACAGUAUCAGUUGUUUGGCCUUCAGUCCCCCCACCAUGCCAGGAAACUUCCUCAUUGGAGGCUCCUGGGCGAACGACGUCCGCUGCUGGGAGGUACAGGAUAAUGGACAGACUGUCCCCAAAGCCCAGCAGAUGCACACAGGUCCGGUACUGGAUACAUGCUGGAGCGAUGAUGGGAGCAAAGUAUUCACUGCUUCCUGUGACAAGACGGCUAAGAUGUGGGAUCUCAACAGCAAUCAAGCAAUGCAGAUCGCGCAGCAUGAUGGCCCAAUUAAAGCCAUCCACUGGAUAAAGGCUCCUAACUACAGCUGCAUCAUGACCGGCAGCUGGGACAAAACACUGAAGUUUUGGGACACCCGCUCACCCAAUCCCAUGAUGUCGCUGCAGAUGCCAGAGAGAUGCUAUUGUGCAGAUGUUGUCUACCCCAUGGCAGUGGUAGCAACAGCAGAACGAGGUCUCAUCGUGUACCAGCUGGAGAAUCAGCCGUCUGAGUUUCGCAGAAUAGACUCUCCUCUCAAACAUCAGCACCGCUGUGUCGCCAUAUUCAAGGACAAGCAGAAUAAGCCCACAGGAUUUGCACUGGGGAGCAUUGAGGGCCGAGUGGCAAUUCAUUACAUCAAUCCUCCUAAUCCAGCCAAAGAUAACUUCACCUUCAAGUGCCACCGGUCCAAUGGAACCAACACCACCACUCCGCAGGACAUCUACGCUGUGAACGCCAUUUCCUUCCACCCUGUCCACGGCACGCUGGCCACCGUGGGCUCAGACGGACGCUUCAGCUUCUGGGACAAAGACGCCCGCACGAAGUUGAAGACCUCGGAGCAGCUGGACCAGCCCAUCACAGCCUGCUGUUUCAACCACAACGGCAACAUCUUUGCAUAUGCUUCCAGCUACGACUGGUCGAAGGGCCACGAGUACUACAACCCCCAGAAAAAGAACUACAUCUUCUUGAGGAACGCUGCCGAGGAGCUGAAGCCUCGGAACAAGAAAUGAUUCAUCGUGCCAAGUCGCAUCUCUUGUGGGAAAAUGCAGAAGACCUGCUGCUUUAGUGUGUGUGUACGCUCAAGACAGACUCCUUCCUUUCGGCAGACACCUGGACCAAUGCUGUGGUGCUGUGUUCUGUGCAUGGACCAAUCAGAGGGGCCUACCCACCCUGGCGUUGAUGACAGCUGCAUGACAAUUGGUCUGAGAGGUCAUCAUAGAAAGGGAGGGAUGUAUUUGUUCAUCAUGUUUUUUUAAUGUGUCCAGUUGUUUUGUUUUCUUGGUUUUUGGUUUUUUUUUUUUUUUUGGUUUUUUUUUUACAGCGAGCCGAAGACUUUUCAUUCACUGUUCAGUUGCUGUUGAGCGUCAUCAGUAAACUGGGUGUAUACAAAUAAAUCUGCAUAUUAGCUUUGAACAUGUUUAUUCUAACUUGAAGGGGGGGGGGGGUACUGAAAUUGAAUAAAACCAGAAUGUUUGCUGUAUAAAUGUUAGUGGGGGAGAUU